This is a messenger RNA of Arachis duranensis, 1675 nucleotides long. RefSeq lists its product as uncharacterized. Lineage: Eukaryota; Viridiplantae; Streptophyta; Magnoliopsida; Fabales; Fabaceae. Gene Ontology annotation, cellular component: membrane. The transcript is spliced from 5 exons. The coding region runs from base 300 to 1277 and encodes 325 amino acids. Gene Ontology annotation, biological process: Golgi vesicle transport. The record is from RefSeq and is a predicted model, not a curated record.
UACCAAACAAAAGAAAGAACCAAAACUCUAUGAAUUACGCUUAGGACCGGCUUCUUUCUCGUGAAUCUAAAUUCUAAACUAAUCAGAAAUGUUCUCACGGAUCCAUAAUUUUUUAUUACGUCCUUCUAUUUAUAUUGACGACCCAUUUUCAUUAUCUUCUCUUUGUUCAUCAACCAACACCGAUUUUCUCAGUUGUUAGGGUUUAUAAAAUAAUUAUUUUUGUUCCCAAUUUCUAUUCAUUUUCAUUUUCGUUAUUGUGUUUCAUAAUUUCUAAAUUUCGAGACGACCCAUUUCUAUUCAUGACGUCCAAUUUUGACCGGUGGGAGAAAGAUCCUUUCUUUGAAGCUGCCGAAGAAGUUCAGGAAUCUGCAGACAGGUUGGAAUCUGCAUAUAGGACAUGGAUUCGUUCCACAAAAGAUGAUUCCAGCGUGUGGAACUCUGAUGAGCUUCGUAGAGAUCUAAAUACUGCUCUUGGCACUGCUAAAUGGCAGUUAGAUGAAUUCAAUCGGGCAGUUAAGUCGAGCUAUAGCAGAAACUCAAUUGAGGAUACAAGAAAUAGGCACCGUGAUUUUGUUGCUGCCAUUGAUGAGAAGAUCACAAAAGUUGAGUAUUCAUUAUAUGAAUCUGACCAAUCGGAUGGUGAGGCACCUCGGCCUUGGGCGCGUUUGGAUGAAGGAGAACAAGAUGAACUUGCAUUAUUUCUUUCGGGAAUGCCAGCGACCGGAAAUCCGCGAAUAGUUGAUACCGAUUCAGUCAGUAAUUGUUCAAAGAAUGCACACGCUUUGUCUGGGUUGGGUGAAGCAAAGGAAGAUAGAUUAAAUGCGCAUCGUAGGGCAGCUAGUGCUAGUGCUGAUAUUGGUUCUUGGAAAAUUGCAGUUUCUGAUGAUGCACAGCAAUGGAGUUCGUCCAGUGGUUCCUCCGGUCCUAUGCCUAAGGUAGCAAGUUUAUCGGCAUUUCUUAGUUCGAUGGGAUCCGUACCUGUGUUGAAGUGGCCUAGGAAUGGUUAUAGAAAGCUGAAUCAUAAAGAACCCGAUAGUGCGCUACUUCCAAUGACCGAAUUGAAAAAGGGCAACAAGGCAUCCUUCGAAAAAAGUAAGAGUUGUCUUGAAAGUUCUGAUGAAUCUUAUGACAAGCAACUUUAUGGAUGGUAUGGUGCUAUUCAGAGACAGAUUCGAAGAUCUCAAUACCAAAUGCGAUACAGUCAACCAGUUCGAAUAACAGUUUCCGUUGUUGUUCUCCUUUGCUUGAUUGUUUUAAUUGCGAAUCGCGCAAUGUAGAAGGAAGAAGGCUUAGACGCACGUGAUGAUAAUUGAUAUCAGUUUGUAGCUGGCAAGAGCAUGAGGAAUGACAAGCUUUUGCUUCAACCUAAUUUAACAUUUCAAAUGCUUUGGGACUUAAUAUUUAUAGCCAACCAUAGCAUUUGCUCAGUUAUUCAUUUGUUGCUAAAAAGUUCUCCUUUUCUUCUUUUUUUUUUCCCCUUCCUAUUUUAAAAUUGUUCAUCAAGAGCUAUCUCUUGUAGUGGUAUCACAAGUCAUAAGAUGCAUGAGAUGGAGAUGAAAGAGGGAAUGGACAUGUUAGAUGUGAUAUAUACUACUGUACCUUCUUGAUGAGCUUUGGUUUUGUAUCGAAUCCUUUUGUAACAUGUACAUAUUCAAGAUGAUGUUUUAUUAUUCUU